AUGGAUGAUGCGACAGAGAUUGGGUUAGACAACACUCCAACAGAGGACCAACCGGGUGCAACGGAUUUGCAGCAGAGGGAGAGACGCAACUGCGCUCGAACGUGGAUGCUUACCUUCAUGAUGGACCGGGCUAUGGCUUCGACAGUCGGAAGAGCUGGAUUCACAGAACUACGUUGGAUAUCUUCUGAAGCUACGGAUGAGCUAUCACGAGGGAGACACCAGAAGGAGACCAAGGAUGGAGAUAUAACCAGGAAACUUCUUAACGACAACCUGACACGCCUCAGUUACGACCUUGAUGAAUGGAGAUCGUUUUGGCAAAUUGAGACUUCGCGUCAUUCCUCACCACCAAUAUACAUGGCGUUCCUCACGUUCUUCGAACUACAUAUACGUCUGACGUUGAAUAGUUUCGCGGUAGACCUUCAACACUCAUUCAAUGGAUUUAGCCCGGGAUUGUUCGAUCCGAAGGUCCAGCAAGCAGAGAGAUACUGUUUAGAUCUGGCAAGACAAAGUUUAUCCCAAUUGAAAACAAUAUACGAUAUCGAUGCGAGCAUACUACACCAUGCUCAAGACAGCGUCUCGAUCAUGGUAGCAUACGCGGCAUGUUUUCUGCGAGCGCUCCUCAACAGCUCUACAUUCACCGAAAACGAACGUUCCGAGGCGUUCUCACUGAUUGCACAGACGUCUGACCUAUUCAAACGAUUCAGUGAGAACACUGAGACGACCGCGGCGCUACAAGCAGAUUUUCUGCAAAGUCUAGCACAUCACGCCGACCAAGUUCUUCCUCCCGAGUUCGAUCUGAAUUUGAACCAGGGCAUCCACAAUCUCACUCAAGAAUCACAGAUGGACAGCGACUGGCUCAGCUCUUUCAUGCAAGUCGCUAAUUUCCUGAGCGAAUCCACCGCAUUACCCAACGAAGUUCAAUCAGUGAAUCCGCCCAACGCUUUGCUGCCUCAGGAGCUAGAUGGCGCUAAUCUCGCCGAACUAUCAGAGAUCAUGGCUCAAUGGCUCCAAUAA
Kwoniella botswanensis is the source of this 1014-nucleotide messenger RNA. RefSeq lists its product as uncharacterized. Gene Ontology annotation, biological process: regulation of DNA-templated transcription. Bases 1 to 1014 code for a protein of 337 amino acids. Gene Ontology annotation, molecular function: DNA-binding transcription factor activity, RNA polymerase II-specific; transcription cis-regulatory region binding. The record is from RefSeq and is a predicted model, not a curated record. NCBI's taxonomy places the organism in Eukaryota, Fungi, Basidiomycota, Tremellomycetes, Tremellales, Cryptococcaceae. Gene Ontology annotation, cellular component: nucleus. The transcript is spliced from 10 exons.